Klebsormidium nitens is the source of this 921-nucleotide messenger RNA. Lineage: Eukaryota; Viridiplantae; Streptophyta; Klebsormidiophyceae; Klebsormidiales; Klebsormidiaceae. The record is from the annotation of a GenBank genome assembly.
AUGGAGGAGGGGGCAGAGGGGCUUGCUCCGGUGGCUUGGUUGAGGGAGAAAAGCUUGUCCCCGCCCCGAAGAGCCGCCAGCCCGGAAGCUGGCGGAGGAGAAGGAAGUGUGAGCACAGCGCCUGAGCUUGCUCCCGGCAGCAGCCCUCCCCUUACAACUGGUCUACCUGCAGAGCGGCCCACCCCGAUGUCGCGCCGGGUUUUGGAGCAUGCAGAUUCAGUUCCGGAGGAGGAAGUGGGAAGAAGCCCAGAAGCAAGAGCUGGUUCUGCCGUCGGGACUGAGGGGGACGAGAGAGAGCAAGAACUUGAGGGGUCACAGGCAGCAUCAGAUCUCAGGCGGAGGCAACAGAGCGGAGACGAACAGAACUCGGGGGCCAUGAGCGGGAAUGGCAUUGGAAACACUGUGGGCGAGGACAGCGGUGGAGCAGAUCGUUGUGGGGCUGAGAGCAGCUUGGGUGUUGCUGCUGGGGGGUCAGAGCACGAUGGCGUUGCGAGCGAGGAGCUGGGGGCGUCAGACGGGAGGCAUUCUGGUGACCACGGGGGUCUAAGCGAGGACGAAGAGAGCGGAGGGCAGGAGCCUGGGUCCUGGCUUGGGGAGCGAGUUGCGCAACUGAGCGAAGGUUUGUUUGUGUCUAAGGCUCCUAUGGAGUGGGCUCAAGCAAAGAUUCAACUCCGGAAAGCGGUCAGUGAUGCCAAGUUUAAGAAGCAAGGUUGGUGGAAAGGGUGCCGGCUUGACAACAUGAAAGGCGCUCUAGAGGCAAUGGAGUUGUUGGACUGUUCAAGCUCAAAAACGCUGGGUCUUGCGGAAGCAUGGGAAUGUUUGAGGUCCGUGGGUGGUCAAAAGGGGGUGACUUCAGGAAGCAAGAUCGAGGGAACUGUUGGAAGGUGUUGCUGUCCAAUGGCCCUUUCAUUGCCGUUGUGA